UGGUCUAUUGAUAAAAUUAAAGAAGAAAUGACAAAAUAUGGUAUAGAAGUUGAUAAUGAUAAUAGUCAUGUUGAAUUAAUAGCUCUUUUGCAGGAAGCAAUUGAUAAUGAAACAAAAAAAAAAAUUAUAGGUAUGAAAUUUACAUAUCAGGCAGAAUAUGUGUUUGUACAAGGAGAAGAGUAUAAAAAACGUAAAAAAAUAUUAGAUCAUAAUGAUGUUGUAGAAAAAAAUGAUGAUGUGAUCCA
Entrophospora candida is the source of this 245-nucleotide messenger RNA. The record is from the annotation of a GenBank genome assembly. NCBI's taxonomy places the organism in Eukaryota, Fungi, Glomeromycota, Glomeromycetes, Entrophosporales, Entrophosporaceae.